AUGUUUUCAAAGUCGGUUUACGGCCUUUUCAUUCCGUUCUUGUUUUUGCUUUCAGCAUUGACGGUCAAAUCUGCUGUUUUGAAGACAAUGUCCGUUCCAGAGUUUGUGGCUAGGGAUACACCUGCGGCGAAUGUUAACCCAAAACAGGGAAAUGGCGGAGACGGUGCCUUGACGGUCAAGUCUGCUGUUUUAAAGGCAACGUCCGCUCAAACAUUUGUGGCUAGGCAUAAACCUGUGUACAGUAACCCCCCAGCAGAGGGAUAUGGCGGAAGCGGUGCUUACCAUCAUGGUCCAGAAAAGCUCUGA
Molecule: messenger RNA, 306 nt
Organism: Meira miltonrushii
Lineage: Eukaryota; Fungi; Basidiomycota; Exobasidiomycetes; Exobasidiales; Brachybasidiaceae
Exons: 4
Coding region: 1-306 (101 amino acids)
Source: RefSeq, a predicted model, not a curated record